This is a messenger RNA of Cyprinodon variegatus (sheepshead minnow), 4545 nucleotides long. It is a transcript of the gene mphosph9, whose product is annotated as M-phase phosphoprotein 9. Lineage: Eukaryota; Metazoa; Chordata; Actinopteri; Cyprinodontiformes; Cyprinodontidae. The coding region runs from base 138 to 3860 and encodes 1240 amino acids. The record is from RefSeq and is a predicted model, not a curated record. The transcript has 24 exons. Gene Ontology annotation, cellular component: centriole.
CAGCGGACAACGAACACUGCAGUGCAGCAGCCAACCAGCACACAGCUAGCUAGACCGACUGGACACAUAAAUAUGGAUGAAAUAUCACUAGAAGUCAACCGCUGUCAGAAAGACCCCCUCCACAUGGGCUUAUAAACAUGUCCACAGAUGACAGUGUCUCCGAGGAUGUGUCCAGCUCAGGGGCUUUGAGCCACUGCCAUGCCAGUGCUGAUGGAGGAAAGGAGAGCGAGACAUCCCUGGUGUCCUCUGAGGGGACAUCAGCCUCGGGCCUGGCCGUCUUGGAGGAGAGAAACACCAGCUCCAAAACAACCGGAGGCGGCGUGGAAAGCAGGAAUCUGUGUCUGAGCAGCAGCCAAGCAUUUGAACAUGGGAAGACUCUACCAUUCAUCAACCCCAGUUCCCUGGAGACCCUGAGGGCCUUGGUGCAGGAGAUCCAGAGCAGCGGAGAAACGGACCCUGAGCUCUGGAAGGAUUGUGAGGGUCGAUGGUUGCAUCUGUUCCAGCUGGUUGAAAAGCAAUACCAAGAGCAAAUACUUGCUCAGCAAGAACAAUAUCAGUGCCAAAUACAGUUGAUUCAGGAUGAAAUAAAGGCCCUGGUUCAGUUCCAGAACCGGCAGACCAGCGGUCAGACCCAGACAGAGUUCCCCUCUGUGACCAAAAGCCCCUCAAACACAAAAGACUGUAUUUUCUCCAUCAUCUCCAGUGAAUGCAAGCGUCCCAAAAAUGUGCCAAGUGACAACGAGAGCCUAGGAGCCCCAGUCCUCACUCCUUUCAGCUCCCCCUCACCUCCGCCUCCCAGGCUGGAGAUCACCAGCCAAGCAGAGGAGAGGCCGACCACCAUGCUCAGCAGUGGAUACGGAACACUGAACACUUGGGAAACUGGCUUUGAGGCCGCUGAGUCUCCAGGUAGAGAUGAUGAGGAUGAUUACAAAGGGCCGAAGCACAGGUGGACCAGUAUCCUCCAGGAAGAUGCGCAGACAGCUCCGGUGGAGAACCAGCAAGAGCAGACUGUGGUCACAGAGGAAUCUCUUCACUCUAUGUACCAGCAGAAAACAUCAGGAACCAGCCAGCGGCUGACCUCCUGGGCCCAGAGGCAGAAACUCAGACCCAAGAGGACCAAGCCAGGACAAAGUCCAGCACAAACCCCGGACCAGCAGGAGUUUCCUUAUUGCUCCAGCAAACCUGGAAAACAGAGCCUGUUGGAGCAAACAGACUCACAGGACCAGCAUCAAUCAACAGGACUGCCGUCCAGCUCUCCCCCCCUGAGAAGGAGUGACAGCCUGAUGUCGGAGGCUUCAGGUCUGACUUACUGGCGUCUGAACGAAUCGGAUCUCUAUCGGCCCCUUCCGGACAGCUUUGACAGCGGAGCUUACCUCCUCCUGCAAGAGGCAUCCAUGAGUCUCACCCCGCCCCAGGACCCACAGCUGUCCCUCAGAGAGAUCUACCAGAACAAGCAAAAAGACUGUAAACAAACCGACUGGGAAGGUUCUGCUACAUCCAGCCCGUUAUCUCCGCAGGUCUUGACGUUGGACCCGACGGCCAACGCACAGCAAUCAGAUCGAACAUCCGGCUUCACCUCACCUUCACACUUCAGCAGCCCGUCGUUUGCUGCUCAGCCUCAUCCCUACCCCAGACUGGGGACCUCCAUCACCCCUGACAGCAUGGUGGAGAGCGGUGCCCAUCCUGGAGACACAGACUGCAUCUCUGAUGCGUCCAGUGCGUCUGUUGCGGGACCCUCUCCUGCUAAGACCCAAAGUUCCCGGGGAACUACAGCAAAUAGAGUUUUGUCUUCCUCCAGAGAUAAGACGAAGCAGCGCAGAGCUAGUGCCCCACUAGCCAGUGAAGAAGAGGGAAGUCACACCCACACCAGCACCCUGAAGCCCGUUACGGCCCCUGGUGCUACGCUCAGCCCUCACAUGAACAGAGCCUCAUCCCUGGAGGAUCCUGUUGUCCUUUCUUUACUGCGGCAGAACCUCAGAGAGAAGCACUCCCGGCACAUAGCUGAUCUGAAAGCCUACUACGAGUCUGAGAUUCAGCUCCUUCGAGACAAACUCAAACUCAGAGAUCUGCCUCAGGAUUUAGAGAAGAGCAAUCAGGCGCUCACAGAAAGGUGUAAACAUCUAGAAAAAGCUCUGGCUGAGGCAACGUGUCGCAUUCAAGAACUGGAGGCAAGAAACAUCUUGCUGGAGAAACACCUGGCUGAAUGGCCGGAGCGCUACGCCGUGGCAGGAGCCGCCGUGAAUUCCCUGCAGCAGCGACUGGAAGAAAGCAAACGCUCGGCCAAAGACAAAGAAGGCCUGGCCGCGCGUUUGAAGAGCCGCGUGCGGCAGCUGGAGGAGGCGGCGCAGAAGGCCUGCAGAGAGGCAGACGAGAAGGAGGCGAGGAGGGAACGAGAGUACAAGAUGCUGCAGGAUCUUCUCAAAGAAUACGACUCUCUGAUGAAGGAGCAUGACGCAGUAAAGAACAACCUGGUGUCUGCAGAGAGCAAGCUGGUCGACGCAAACGACCAGAUUUCUGAGCUGAAGAGAGUCGUCUCAAAGCUGGAGUCACAGGUGAAGCAGCUGGAACAUGAGAACCAGGCCAGGAUCCGUUACGCUUCCCACAGUAAUGCACAACCCUCAGGGGCUGGUCUCUUUCACCAUCCGGACUUGCUGCUGUCACCCAGUAAAGGCAAAGUAGAACCAGACGUCACCAGAAGGAGAUCCCCUUCUUCCCUGUCUGACCAGCUGAAUGGCAGCAGAAAAUCAAAUGUUCACAAGAGAUCUUCUUAUCCUGUAAAUGAUCAGUCGUCUGGAAGUGUGAGUUCUGUGGAGGGGUCUUCAGCCGGCGGCAGCUGGAGGUGUGCGUCUCCACCUGAGUGCGAGCAAACCCUGCAUCAGACCAGGCAUCAGGAGCUGAGCGGCGGCGUGAAGGAGGUCGGUCGGCGAGAAGGAUCCAGCCCCCUGACGCCCAUGAUGAGGGCCCUGAUAGAGCUGGAAGAAACUAAAGCCACAGAGACCCGCGCCCCUUGGGUCGGGCUUCAGAGGACCACUGUUGGGUUUGUGGAGCGCAAAAACAAAGAGCCAAUCCCCAAGCGACCCGAGCUGGCUCAGGACGAGACCGGGGUGAAUCAAAUUGGAGGAGCUGUUACGGGGGGCGAGAAUCGGGGCCCAAGAAGUCGCAGCGGAGCUGAGAGGGCUGCAGCCCUGCUGAGAGCUCAGAGAAGUCUGUCACCUGAAGGCCACAGGUCGUCCUCACUGCCACCUGCUGCACACAGAAAUGGACCUGCAGCUACAGCAACCAAGAGGGAAACGUUACUCAUGCCACUGUCUGCCAAGUCCAGCCCUAAACGCUGCCCCUCUGAGAACUACUCCACUGCUUUCGGCCACAUGAUGCCCAGAGAGGAGCACCUUCUCCAAAGGCCCGACAGAAACGUCGACAAGAGACGUCAUUCAUUCCACAGCGGCGGCUCCAGGAAGAGACUCCAGUUUACAUCACUGGAAGAUAAAGACCGACAGGUGCCAGAGGACUCAGGUCCAGCGGAGCCACCGGACAGAACCCCCCAGCUGGGCUGGGAGGAGCAGCCGGACCGGAGCGGCCCCGACCAGCAGGACUCCUCAGAGGACCUGGCUCUGCUGAGCCUGGACAGACCGCAGUCGCUGGCUGAAGCAGAGAGACUGUUUGAUGAGCUGACGCAGGAGAAACAGCAGAUUGAGGCGGCUUUGAGCAGAAUCCCUGCGGCCGGUGGCAGAGUGAGCCUCCAGACCCGAUUAGAUGAGGUGGCCUUAGAGAAACGUCUGGAGAGGCUGAACCGGGAGCUGGGAUCCAUCCGAAUGACUCUGAAGAGAUUCCACAUCCUCCGCACCUCUGCCCACAUAUAGCAGCGCCCGUCCUCGCCGUCUCCAGCGUCACCAACAGCACCGAUUGUCCUCUGAAUAUUUGCCGUGCCAUAAUCUCUCAUCUGUACAUUGAACUUUCAACAUGUUUUUAUACGUACACCUGACCUUUACUCUGGGAUAUGUUUUUUUUUAUAUGUUGGGAAACUAUUGUAACUUUUGGAGUAUAUUUUGUAGUAAAGCACAGAUUUGUAAAGUCAUUUACUUUUAUAGUCACAGAAAAACAACAACAUGAACUCGUUCUAUCACUCAGAAGAAGAGAUUUAGAGGUUAAGAUGUGAAGACACAUUUAACAAGACAUUCACUAACAAAAAUCACAUUCACUUCUAUUUUUUUUUCCAUAUUUGUUUAAAUGUUAUUUAUUCAUAUUUUUUUUUACCUUUAAGAACAUUUCCUGUUUUUUAUUGUAAAUUCGGGCCAAACCUCUUCCAACUUGAAGGAAAUCAUUGUUUACUUGAACCCAGGAGCCUUUUAUGUGUUUCUUUUCUGAAAGGCUUAAAUUUUCCUCAGCAGCAUUUCACCCAGUGGGAGCUAAAGCAGCACGCAGACAUUCCACGUUCGAUUCUCCGUCUCAUUCCGCGGCAGCAAUGAUUCUUGUGCAUGGAGUUCGUCCAUUUUUUCCAUGUUGGUUUGCUACAAGACAUGUUUUUCAGUGGACCUAUAAAACAAU